AUGGAGCCGUUUGGAACACGGCCUGCAGGUAUGCCUAGUGUAGGAGCUGCAGGGACUGCAAGGUUUACAAGGGCUCAUGUUGGCGCUCCAAAUGUUUCUCACCAGCCUCCUUCCGUACUUUUUGCGCAGGGACAGCCUCUAGCUGGGAGUUUGGGAUUGAAUUACUCGUUACCUGAUCCUCAUUGGCGACCGGAGCAUCAUACCACUACUCAAGCUCGCGGCAAGAGACUGCGUGUAGAGGACGCAUUAUCAUAUCUCGAGCAAGUUAAGCAGCAGUUUGUUCAAGCUCCAGAGGUUUAUGGCGAUUUCCUGGAUAUUAUGAAGGAAUUUAAAUCUCAAACAAUUGAUACUCCUGGUGUCAUAUGUCGUGUGUCACGACUUUUUCGCGGAAGGCCUAACUUGAUUAUAGGAUUUAAUACUUUCCUCCCUCCUGGAUUUGAAGUUAGGUUGGAUGGAACAAGGAUAAUUAUUUCGGAGCCGAAUGGACAAAGUCGUUGUAUCGAUGACGGAAGCCCCGAACGGCUAACGAGUUCUGUUGGUGAGGUGCCGUCAGAAAGGGUGCUAACUCCUGCAAGUGUUUCGAAUGUAGAUUUACUUGUAAGACGAGGGAUUGAGCAAGAGGGGAAACAACAGUUGGAAAAUGUUGCUACUCCUGUGUCGCUCUCCAUACUUGAGUUGCCCACAACAUCUCAUACUACGACAGAAAGUCCUGCUGUUGGAAUUGAAAAUGCUAUGCAGUCAGUUGCAAUUUUGUUUAAAAAUGAACCUGAUCUUUUAAGUGAAUUUUCCCGCUUUCUUCCUGAUGCUAGCUGUUUUGCGACAUGUGAACAACCACAACAGCAAUCCGAUUCUUCUGUUCUUAAGACAAAGCAACAAGUGGUAUGUAGUGAACGGAACACAAGGUAUAUGUCUCCACUUAUGGAUGCCGCAAGAACAAUGGCACCAGAAGGUCAAGGGAAUUCUGUUGGAGCGCAACCACCUACAACACAAAAACGAGCAGGUGGUCACAUGGCAUCUCAAGGCUCCGCUGCUAAGAGGGGCAAAACGGAGGGAGUUAAAGUUGUGGUACCUGAAAAUGAGGUGAGCGAAGGAUUAAAAUCGGGCUCUGUGGAGGAUUUUAUGUUUUUUGAUAAGGUUCGUAGACUAUUUACUGAUGACGGAACUUAUCAAGCGUUUUUACGCUGUCUAAUGCUUUAUAACCAAGAUAUCAUAUCUAGGACUGAACUCGUUGACCUUGUCACACCUUUGUUAGGGAGAAGGCCAGAUCUAAUGAAGAGCCUAAAGGACAUGUUGGGAAUGAACGAGACAGUACAAUCUAACCAACCAACUGAGAAAUCACAAGUAAAACCAGAAGAUCGUGACGGUAUCCCCUCGGGAGUCACUUACCAGAUAGACUUUGCCACAUGCAAGCGUCUAGGUGUUAGUUAUCGUUCCUUACCUGACUCAUUCCCACGCCCACUGUGCAGCGGUAGGACUCCUUUAUGUAACUCAGUAUUAAAUGACACUUGGGUUUCGUUCCCUUCAUGGUCUUCUGAAGACACUUCGUGUGUACAUUCCAAGAAGACGCAAUACGAAGAGUUCAUUUACAAGACAGAGGAUGAAAGAUUUGAGCUAGACAUUAUCAUAGAAGUGAAUAAAGCUGCCUUGGAAAACCUCAUAUUUUUGGAGAACAAGUUAAAAAAUAUGUCAAAGGCCGAACUGAGCAAGUUUCGCCUGGAUUCCUCCUUAAAUAGUUCUUCUCCGUCGCUGAUGUACCGCGCCUUGAAGAGGAUUUACGGUGAUCACGUUCACAAAAUGCUCGAAGGAGCUCAGAAGAACCCCACAUUGGUGAUUCCUCGUUUGAUCGAGCGGCUGCGUUUGAAAGACAGCGAGUGGCGGGAAGCUCAGGCUGGUUUUAAUCGUGUCUGGCGUGAACAGACGGAAAAGUACUAUGCGAAGAGCUUAGAUCAUCAAGCCUUAACGUUUAAGCAGAACGAUCUCAAGCUUUUACGUUCAAAGAUGAUUAUUCAUCAUUUCGAAACUCUUUAUGACGAACGGGAAACUAGGAUGGAGGAAGGAGGUGUUCCGGAGUCCGGCCCACAUUGUAUUCUUGAUUAUCCUCAGACUGAUACUUCAGUUUUUUACGAUGUUAAUGAUCUGAUCAUACACUAUGUUAAAAGACAACAAAGUAUCCAGAAGGAGGAAAAGAAACAAGCAAAACGUUUUUUGAAAAGACUCAUUCCUGAAUUUUUCAAUAUUCCAUCUCAGCCAAUGAGUGAUGAGGAAGACGAUGACGAAUCUCAUCUAUCUGCUGAUCUACCAAAUACUAGCCAAGAGGAGACAGUGUCGCCACCUAAAAAUCCGUCUGUUGUAUGUGAAUCGCAGAAGCUUCAAGAUGGGUGCAGCUCUGCGUCAUUCGAAUCUCACGAGCGACUAAAAAGUGGUUUGACAUACCGGUUGUUUUAUGGAGCAAACACAUGGUGUGUUUUUUUGCGGCUGCACCAAAUGCUUUGCGAUAGGUUUGCUCGUUUGAAAACGAAGAACGCCAAUAUGAUUAUGGAUUAUAAAAUUGAGGAAAAAACUCGUUCAAUUUCGAAUGCAAAUAAGCUUGACGACAACAAAGAUUCUGAACGUGGUAUACACUUGCUUAAAAAAAGUGCUCAGAAUCCAGAAAAUUUUUAUAGAGAUUUGAUAUGUUCAAUCAAAAAUCUUCUGGAUGGACAAGUUGAAGCGGCCGCUUUUGAAGAUUCUAUAAGAAGCAUGUUUGGAACUGAUGCAUAUAUAACGUUUACGAUGGAUAAAAUUAUUACCACUUUAGGAAGGCAGUUGCAGUGCAUGUUUACAGAAGAGCUUAAUAUGGGAACCCUCGAUUUGUACCAAAAAUAUCGCUUUGAGAAGCCGUUAAACUGUGUUUUGAAAACGAAGAAUGAAGCUGAAAUAGAGGAAGCAUAUGAGGCAGCAGCUCAGAAACUGUUGGCCAAUCAUAACUGCUUCAAAACGUUCUUCCUUCACGAUAGGCGGAAAGUCACUGUGGAAUUGAUUGAUACUGAGACUAUAGAUGAAGGAAACGGAGAGAGCGAAAGUAAUAGUAAGAAGUGGUCGCAGUAUAUCAGUUACUACCUGAAAUCAGUUGAAGAGGAGCCGUCGUCAUCUUUGAGUGCUGAAGAACAGCAACAGUUUUUGGAAAAUCUGUCAUCAAAUAGAGUUUUUCUAAUGAGGAAUGUACGGUCGGGCAUAGAGCAUAGCAAGAAAAAGGAGGAGGAGAUAAGGCGACGAGGUAAAUUACGUGGGAAGGGAAGAAACGAAAAAGACAAAGAUAACGGGACUUUUCACGUGAAAGAAGAUCUUCAUGUGCAGUUUUCUCCUGCAGGAAAUUAUCAAAUGCGAUUUGUAGAGGGUUCGGCAGAAAUAUUAAUACGCAGUCACGCUCCACGUCGGGGGGCUGCCAAGCAUAAGAUGGUCGUCGCCAGACGCAAGGAACGUUUUACUUCUUGGUUGGAAGAACGGCUUUGCGAAGAAAGCGGUGAAGCUGGAAUGCUGCGGAAUUGGCUUACAGAAGGAUCGAAAAUUAUUCCAGUUCGUCACAGAGACUUCCCAUACCUCACGUACAACAGAUUUGACUCAUGCUUGUCCAAGAUGGUGUGUUCCAUCUUACUUCGAGCUGAUGAUGAAUACUUCAUUACUGUCUAG
This is a messenger RNA of Enterobius vermicularis (human pinworm), 3669 nucleotides long. The record is from the annotation of a GenBank genome assembly. NCBI's taxonomy places the organism in Eukaryota, Metazoa, Nematoda, Chromadorea, Rhabditida, Oxyuridae.